Messenger RNA from Closterium sp. NIES-67, 2978 nucleotides. Lineage: Eukaryota; Viridiplantae; Streptophyta; Zygnematophyceae; Desmidiales; Closteriaceae. The record is from the annotation of a GenBank genome assembly.
GCUCUCAUUUUCCUCCACCUUACCCACCUAACCGCGUCUCCCAAAUCCAGGGAGCUCUCCUGAUCUCGUCAUUCCCCAUUCUAAAGCAUCAAACUGAUGUCGGGCCUUGUAUCAGCUGCACUCAUUAUCAUUGGCUCCAUGGCGGAUUUUCUAAUCACCCGGAAUCGUAGCCCGUGCAGGGUUUCUUAACCGACGACGUUUCGAACCGUUUAGACCCGUUACGCCCAUUUUGACACAUUUCCCUGCUGGUUUGGACGAUCUGACGUUUCAUGUGGGGACGAUCUUUGUCGGUUUAGCUCCUCCCACCCACACCCUAGCAUUCCCCACCAAAUCGUAGCGGGCUGGCGCUUCUGGAAUCGCGCUAGCCCAAUUCCCAGCAAUCCCGAUGAAGCCCCGCAGAAGGGCUACACAGCGCGCCCCGCGGAAGCAGCCGCCUGGCGCAGACGGCGCGGGCCGCCGGUGCGGAGGAUGCUUGCUGUUCGUCGUGAUCGCCACCAUCUGCGUGCUCGUGUGGGCGUCCACCAACCAAUCCGGCGGCGCGGGCGCUGCGCUCAUCGAGUCCAUCAAGCAACGGCACGCGAGCCUACGAGGCGAUGCGCAACCUGCGGGAUUCGUCACGGGGAGCGCGGCGGAGAAAGAGGCGGCGACUUUCGUGUCAACAAUCCCGUCGUUUUCGCUUUCAGCGGGCAGCGGUUCCGACGACGGGGAAAGCGCAGCGGCUGAAGUAGCCACAGGGGGGUCGGGGGGGGAGGACCCGGGCGAGGAUCGCGAGGGGGAGGGGCAGUUCGGCGUGCCGCGUGAUCCGGUGGACGAGCAGCCGAUGAAAGCGGACGAGGGGAGCGCGCGAGGAUCGAGAAUGGCGACAGUGGGAGGGCGGAUGGGCGCGGGCAGAGGGAACGAGAGGCCCAUCGCCACGGCGUCGGAUCUAGAGCCGUCCGCAGCUAAGGCCUUGGAAGACGCCGCUUCUGCUGCCGCUGCCGCCGCCGCCGCAGCAGCAGGAGGAGGAAGCGGAGGUGAAGCGGAGGAUGAAGAAGCGGGAGAGGCCGUGACAGCGGUGGUGAAGGGUGCUGCUGGCGCCGCAGGUGGCGCGGAAGCGGACGAAGAGACCGCGGAGGAGGGCAAGCGCGCGGAGACGGGUCGGCAGAAGCGGGAGAAGCCCCCGCGGGUGGGGCCGAACGCCAAAUGGGGUCCCGUUAAUGGGUCCUUCGUUAUAGAUCUGGGGAAACCCAAGCACCGGCCCCUUAUGGUGACGUUAUCUCGCAAGUCCAUGAAGCACGUGUUUCUCGAUGCGACGCGGUUCGGGAAGGAAGGCGCGGAUAAAGUGGAUCCGCCUCUGGAGGUGACACGUGGCACGCUGUGCCCGGAAUUCGAGCACUCGUACGAGAACUACCCGGGAAUCGCGUCGUGCUGGCACGGGCCGCCGCUGGAGGACGUGGUGCAGGUGCCGGCGUCGCAGCCCGUGAACUGCGCGAGCCUGAAACCCAGCUGCGUGCAGGACAUGGACUUCCAGCCGCACGAACAGUGGUCCGCGCAGGUGCUGGUGCUGCACAACGUGUACGUGAACGUGGCGGGGCAGGUGUUCAACCGCACGCACCUCUUCGACGACAACAGCUGCGCCGCCGACCGCCCCUUCCACUACGCGUCCGGCCCCACCACCACGGUGCACCGCUACCGCCACCUCGUGUCGCUGGUGGACUGGUUCGCGUGGAGCCCGCGGUCGUUCCUGCUGGACGUGCUGCCCAUGUUCGUCAGCCUCGAUGCUGUCCUCCCCGCCAUGAAGCGCGUGCCCGUGGCGUUCGGGCACCGGCAGCAGCACGCGCUGAGCCAGGCGCAGCAGAUGAGCGCGUACGGCAGCACGGAGCUGCUGGGCGUGCGGCUGGAGAAGCUGAACGCGCACGUGCUCAAGGAGGGCGACCUCUUCUUCGCCGACCGCCUCGUGCUCCCGUUGCGGCAGCGGUGUGGGCGGCCGAGCAAGGCGGUGUGGGGCUAUCUGCGGUCGCGGCACCUGCUGCCCAAGGCGGGGCUGCCCAUGUACCGCCACGAUGCGGAGUUCCGAUCGACGUUCCGCAAGUGGAAGGCGGAGAAGGUGACGGGCGUGGGCGCGGACUGGGUGGUGGUGCUGGGCGUGCGCGACGAGCGCAAGCCGCUGGUGGAGACGCUAAAGCUGCAGCAGCAGAUGCUCAAGUACGUGCCGGCGCAGCGCAUCGUGCUCUACAAGGAGGGCUCGCUCUCCUUCACCGCGCGCAAGGCGCUGCUCAACCGCGCGCGCGUGCUCGUCGCCGUGCAUGGGAACAUCCUCGCUGACAUGGUCUUCAUGCCGCCCGGCGGCGCGGUGUUGGAGAUCCGGCCGCGGCGCGACGGCGAGGCGAUAUUCCACCAGCUUGCGGACGCGUGCGGGCUGGCGUACUACCUCACCUUGGCAGAGGGGCGCGCGGGGCCCAUGGGGCGCACCGCCGCCGGCAAGCCGUCGGUGCGCGACCCCAAGCAGGUGCACCGCCUGCUGGCCAUGGUGGCCAAGAAGGCCCUCGCUAAUCUGCCCACUAGCUGAUGACAGGGGGGGGGGGGGGGGCAAUGAGUGGGUGGGGAAAGGAGGGGAGUGGUGAUGUGGACAGGGAGAGGGGAAGGAGUAGCGUGGUUGGCGUGCUUAGCGGUGGCGCAUGAUGGGUGUGAUUUGAACGCCAUAUUGUGGGGUGCGGGAUUGCUGUAGAUGGGGAAGGAGGGAGGGAGGGAGGGAGGGAGGGAGGAGGCAAGGGGUCAACAAUGCUGCAACUUACUGCUACGAUUCAGGGUGCGAUGCCAAGUGCCUUGAGCUCGGCAGUGGUGGCCUCACCACCACCCUGGCAUUUGUUCCAAGUCUGUAAUUGUAUUUUUGCAAGGGGAUUCUAUAGGUGGUUGGUAGGACAAUACUAGUAGGAGCAAGUAGGUAGCGUGUGGUGAAUAGUUUGUUUAGCUUAGGCCAAACAUUACUGACGUCACAG